Phytophthora nicotianae INRA-310 is the source of this 1542-nucleotide messenger RNA. RefSeq lists its product as hypothetical. The coding region runs from base 1 to 1542 and encodes 513 amino acids. The transcript has a single exon. The record is from RefSeq and is a predicted model, not a curated record. NCBI's taxonomy places the organism in Eukaryota, Oomycota, Peronosporomycetes, Peronosporales, Peronosporaceae. Gene Ontology annotation, molecular function: metal ion binding; acid phosphatase activity.
AUGCUGAAAGUAAUCGUUACCGGGUUCGCGGCUCUCGCUGCCGCCACUGCACAUGCAUCCAUCACUCUCAACAACACGGAUUGCUCCUGGAACUCCGUCACCUGCUUGCCGACCGCGCUGUGCGAAUCCACAGGUGACGAUUUUCGCCCUUGCCGUGUCAAGGACAAUGUGGAUUACUACCCCCAACAACUUCACCUUGCGUACGCUGGCAAGAGUGCUGGAACAGCCAUGACGGUGUCCUGGUCCACGUACGCCAAGGUCGACGAUAGUUCCGUCUGGAUCGGACGCUCUGAAGACACUCUGGAGUUGGUUGACACGCCUGUGACUCAAACCAGUUACUACCAUGAUGCCACGUACAACAUGUUCCACCAUCACGCGAUGGUCUCCGGUCUGACGCCGCAUACCAAAUACUACUACAAAGUGGGAAGCAAGGCCAACAUGUCGUAUACUAGCGACGUAUUUUCGUUCGUGACGGCUCGUGCUGCCUCGGACAGCAGCACCUUCAACAUGGUUAUCUACGGAGACUUCGGAGCUGGCAAUGAGUCCAAGGACACACUCGCGUACGUGAACACGCUGAACGCAGAUAAUGUGGACUUGAUUUACCACAUUGGUGAUAUCGGCUACGCUGACGACGCAUGGCUGAUGCCCGAUCAGGCCGAAGGGUUCUUCUACGAGAAAGUGUACAAUGGAUGGAUGAACUCAAUGGCUCCCGUUAUGAGUUCGGUUCCGUAUAUGGUUUUAGUUGGAAAUCACGAGUACGAGUGCCACUCACCUGCCUGUGCUGCAUCGGCGGAGCGGAUGAAUAUGCUCCGUAAUUUUACCGCUUACAACUCUCGAUUCCAAAUGCCGUCGAAGGAGGUCGAUGGCACUCUCAACAUGUGGUAUUCAUUCGAGCACGGCCCGAUCCACUUCACAUCGAUCUCUUCGGAGACGGACUACAAGGGUGAACCCAGUAAUGAGUUCGCUGAUCCACCUCGUAAUGGUCACUUUGGAGACCAGUUGGCCUGGGUUGAGGCUGAUCUCAAGAAGGCUGAUGCGAACCGAGGCAAUGUACCUUGGCUUAUUGUUGGCAUGCACCGUCCUCUCUAUGAUGUAUCCGGCUGUCCGAACGGUGUGCCAGCUGACCAUAACGCGAACAUUCAGGCUGCGUUUGAAGAUCUUUUCAUCAAGUACAGGGUAGAUGUGGUGCUGACGGGGCAUCAGCACUACUACGAACGCCAAACGCCUAUUCUUAACAGCACUGCAGUGCUGGACGGCGUCUCAAGCGACUUCGCACGCUAUGAUAACCCCAAGGCACCGGUUUACAUUGUGAGCGGCGCUUGCGGCACGGUUGAGGGCCUUGACAUGGCCCCCGAUCCCACCAACGUGACGUGGAAUGCGGCCUCAAACUAUAUCGACUACGGCUUUUCAACUCUGGAAGCGAAUCGAUCGAAACUGUCGUGGAAGUUUCUGAACAGUUCGAACCAGGCUGUACUUGACGAGUUCGUCAUGUGGAAGACAUCUCCAUCGACAGAAGGUUGCAGCGACGCCAUCUCUGCUUAA